Molecule: messenger RNA, 1118 nt
Organism: Arabidopsis arenosa
Lineage: Eukaryota; Viridiplantae; Streptophyta; Magnoliopsida; Brassicales; Brassicaceae
Source: the annotation of a GenBank genome assembly
GAUUCUUAUGUCUCUCUCAUUAAUCAACUUGAAAAGGAUUGAAAGGACUGAUUCUUAAAAAUUCUCAUGGAUAAGAAAUCAUUGAAUCUGUCCCCAGAUGACAAUAUGCAUGUGGAGGGGUUUGCACUAAGUGUCUUUGCAAAGGCAGACAAGCAGGAUCGUGCAGGAAGAGCUGACUUGGGCACUGCCAAAACUUUUUAUGCUGCGGCAAUCUUCUUUGAAACUCUGAGCCAGUUUGGCCCUGUACCUCCUGAUAUAGAGCAGAAACAGAAGUACGCUGCUUGGAAGGCUGCUGACAUAAGGAAAGCCAUUAAAGAAGGAAGGAAGCCCACUCCAGGUGAUCCUGUUGAUGAUGAUAAUGAUUUACCCAUCCCAUCAAGCGGUCCUAGUGGCUCCUAUGAUCACGGUGCAAAUGUCCCGCCUCCACCACCGUCUUCUUACCCUUCCAACGAUCUCCUUCCCCCUCCCACGGGACCAUCAGACUCCCCUUACCAGCAUCCUUACAGUCAUCAACCAUACCACCAAGACCCGUCACAACACAUGCCGCCACCACAAAACUACUCAGCCCAUGAGCCUUCUCCAAAUUCUCUCCCCAAUUUCCAAUCUUAUCCUAGCUUCAGUGAGAGCAGCCUCCCAUCCACUCCUCCCCACUACCCUUCUCACUACCAAAACCCAGAACCUUACUAUUCUUCUCCGCAUUCCGCACCUGCUCCUUCUUCCGCAAGCUUCUCCUCUGCUCCUCCUCCUCCACCUUACUCAUCAAACGGGCGUAUCAAUAUUGCUCCUGUGCUAGAUCCUGCACCGAGUCCAGCUCAGAAGUACCAUUACGACAGCAGCUACCAGCCAGGGCCUGAGAAGGUUGCAGAGGCACACAAGGCUGCUAGAUUCGCUGUGGGAGCUUUGGCUUUUGAUGAAGUCUCGACUGCUGUAGAACAUCUCAAGAAGUCACUUGAGUUGCUAACAAAUCCAUCGGCCGGUGCCGGUCACUGAAUUUUAUAUUUAAUCUGUGAAACUUGGGGUUGAUGUUAGUGCGUGUGUGUGCUCACAAUCACAUCGUGGGUUUGUUUAUUAACUUUUCAGGCUCAGACUUCGUGUACAAAGAAAAAUGGUGUGAAUUA